AUGCUCCCGGCAUGGCCUGCGGCUCCCCACGCAGCAGCGCGGUGCUCAGGGAGCCAGGUCGCCAGCCUUACUCUCUGGGGGCCCCCACCCCGGCUCUGCUCCCCAGACGCCACCGGCCGUGUCUUGACUCUCAGCUCUUACGCUUCUCACUGGGCAGACGGGCAGGGUGUGGAGACGGAGGCUUGGCAGGGCCUGUCCCUACCAGUGGGCCCUCCGGUGGAAAAGCGGCUUCCCUCCAACAAAGGGAGGCAUCUCUCACUUGGAUUUGAUGACGAUGUUUGA
Molecule: messenger RNA, 282 nt
Organism: Rangifer tarandus platyrhynchus (Svalbard reindeer)
Lineage: Eukaryota; Metazoa; Chordata; Mammalia; Artiodactyla; Cervidae
Source: the annotation of a GenBank genome assembly